Messenger RNA from Microthlaspi erraticum, 3462 nucleotides. The record is from the annotation of a GenBank genome assembly. NCBI's taxonomy places the organism in Eukaryota, Viridiplantae, Streptophyta, Magnoliopsida, Brassicales, Brassicaceae.
AUGAUGCCGGGUUUAGCGCAGAGGAAUGACCAAUACUCUUUUGGCUUCUGGUCAAAGGAAAUCGAUGGAGUCAGCUACAAUCAGCUGCAGAAGUUCUGGAGUGAACUGUCGCCGAAAGCUAGGCAGGAGCUCCUCAAGAUUGACAAGCAGACUCUAUUUGAGCAAGCUCGCAAGAACAUGUAUUGUUCCAGAUGCAAUGGCCUGCUACUUGAAGGUUUCUUGCAGAUUGUUAUGCAUGGGAAGUCCUUGCAUCCGGAGGGAUCAAUAGGAAACUCUCCUGGCAAUAAAUCAGGGGGCUCCAAGUAUAACUCAGUUGUUAGUAACGGAUGUGGGGAUGAGAUGCAAGAUCCGUCUGUUCAUCCAUGGGGAGGUCUCACCACGACACGUGAUGGAUCACUCACACUUCUUGAUUGCUAUUUGUACGCAAAGUCUCUCAAAGGACUUCAAAAUGUUUUUGACAGCGCUCCUGCUCGAGAAAGAGAACGUGAGUUGCUCUAUCCCGAUGCUUGUGGUGGUGGUGGCCGGGGAUGGAUAAGUCAAGGGAUGGCUGGUUAUGGUAGAGGGCAUGGAACAAGGGAAACGUGUGCUCUACAUACUGCGAGGCUUUCUUGUGAUACAUUGGUGGAUUUCUGGUCCGCACUUAGUGAGGAAACUCGACAAUCUCUUUUAAGGAUGAAAGAAGAGGAUUUUAUGGAGAGACUGAGGUACAGAUUCGACAGCAAGAGGUUUUGUAGAGACUGCAGACGGAAUGUUAUUCGUGAGUUUAAAGAGCUGAAGGAACUGAAACGAAUGCGGAGAGAACCUCGGUGUACCACUUGGUUUUGUGUUGCCGAUACAGCCUUCCAGUAUGAGGUUUCCAUUGACUCGGUGCAAGCAGAUUGGCGGGAAACUUUUGCUGAGAACCCUGGAUUAUACCAACAUUUUGAGUGGGCGAUUGGAACCGAAAGAGGAAAAGGCGAUAUCCGCAAAUUUGAAAAUGUUGGCAUGAAAGGGAGAGUUCAAGCCAACGGCCUAGACCUUCGUGGUUUAAAUUCAUGCUACAUUACCCUUAGAGCUUAUAAAGUAGAUGGCCGGUUUUCUGACGUAAUUGUCAAAGCCCACGUACAAAAAGGUCAACACUGUGUACACGGUAGGCUAGUUGUUGGGGAUGGCUUUGUUUCAAUCAAGAGAGGGGAAAGCAUCAGAAGGUUUUUUGAGCAUGCUGAAGAGGCUGAGGAAGAAGAGGAUGAAGACAUGAUGGACAGAGAUGGGAAUGAUCUUGAUGGGGAAUGCUCCCGUCCGCAAAAGCAUGCAAAGAGUCCAGAACUUGCUCGAGAGUUUCUUCUAGAUGCUGCAACAGUUAUUUUUAAGGAACAGGUUGAAAAAGCAUUCAGGGAAGGAACUGCUCGUCAAAAUGCACACAGCAUCUUUGUGUGUCUUACAUUGAAACUAUUAGAACAACGUGUACAUGUUGCCUGCAAGGAAAUCAUUACCUUGGAGAAACAGGUUAAACUUCUCGAGGAAGAAGAGAAGGAAAAGCGUGAAGAAGAGGAGCGAAAGGAGAAGAAAAGAACAAAAGAAAGGGAGAAAAAACUGCGCAGAAAGGAGAGAUUGAAGGAAAAAGAAAAAGGCAAGGAGAAAAAAAAUCCUGAAACGCUGCUGGUUUCAUCAAGGGAAGAAGAAGAAGAGCUUCCAAACAUUGAUGACGAGAUAAACAAUACCAUAAACUGCGAGGAGUCAGAAAUUGAAACCGGGGAUGCAGAUUUGUCUCCACCUGGUUCUCCCAAUGAUCAAGAAGGACAGUGUUUGGAUGGUUGCCCUUCUCCAGGAAUUGAAGACCACUACUGUGACAGCCCUGACAGAGAGAUUAUAGACCUUGAAGAUGAGAACGACUACUGUACAAAUGAUCACCAAAGACCUGUUCACCAGAAUGCAAGAUAUUGGAAAGAAAUGCAAUCUGAUCCUUCUUUGCGGUGGUCAGAUAAACGCAGAUAUUCAGAGAAUCCCUCUUUUGCGAGUAGAUCAGAGGCAAGACACCGUAAUGAUAGAUUAGAAGUGACUUCAAGGGGUUUCAAUGGGUCAAACAGACAGUUAAGAGUGAAAGCUUCAAAGACUAGUGGCGUUAAUGGCACCAAAUCUCAGAUCAGUGAGAGGUUUGACUAUGAUUCUUGCAGUUGCAAACCGAGUAGUGAAUACCGGGCAAAAGUAGAACCUAGCAUCUCUGCAACCAGAAGCACGCGAGACCCCAAAACCUUGCCCAGUUCGGACUCUGCUCCUGAUGCCUCCAAGCCAGUGUUCCGUGGCAACAGGUAUAAUCAACCUGACCAUACCCGUGAGUUAAGACUUAAAAGCAAGGUUCCUAAUCCUUCUUCUACUAGAGAUUCGCCACAUUCAAAACAAGUUUGGGAGCCCAUGGAGCCAAAGAAGUACCCACGAAGCAACUCUGACUCUGAAGUAACAGUCAGAUGUUCAGAGAUAGAAGACACUGGUAUUGCUGAAAACUCAUCUGACCUUUUGACUCAAUGUAAGGCUCCGGAGAAGUUGGAUAAUGCCAAGCUUAAAGACAAGAACAGCAUGGAAUCAGGGGAAACAAAGAAUGGUUGGCAUUUGAAAGAUCCUAUGAUGAGCAGUACGUCGAGUUCAGACAAUUGCUCGUCGUGCCUGAGCGAGGGAGAGAGCAAUACGGUUUCUUCAAACAACGGAAACACUGAAUCCUCCUCCACAUCUGAUUCUGAAGACACCAGUCAGCAAUCUGAAGGAAGAGAGAAUACAGCUGUUGGUGGUACUCAGAACGAUAUCCUCAUAACAGAUACUACUGGGAAGUGUAAAAUCUCGGAAGCUCCUAUCGCAGUAACUGGAAACAUCACGGAUACUAACAGUAACAGUAACAUGCCACAUGGUGUUGUUAAUGCACAGCUACAAGGAGGCAUGUUUCCACAGAUGCUAAACCACAAUCUACAGUUCCCGGUUUUCCAGGCUGCUUCACCAAUGGGCUACUUCCAUCAAGCACAACCAGUCUCUUGGUCCGCGGCUCCAGCCAACGGAUUAGUUCCGUUUCCCCACCCUAACCCUUAUCUAUACACAGGUCCGCUCGGAUAUAGCAUGAACGGAGAUUCACCGCUAUGCUUGCAGUACGGUAACCCGCUGAAUCAUGCCGCGACACCUUUCUUCAGCCCUGGGCCAGUUCCGGUUUUUCAUCCGUAUUCCAAAGCCAACACUGAGGACCAAGCUCAGCCGCCAAUGGAAGUGAACUCUUUGUCUCAACCGGUAACACAGACAGUAAGUGAAGACAGCUUCUCCUUAUUCCAUUUCAGUGGACCGGUGGGUCUGUCUACUGGGAAUAAAUCGAAGCCUGCUCACUCCAAAGACGGGGUUUUGCGAGACCUUGUUGGAAAUGGAGAUACAAAAGCCAAAGAGGGCAGAGAGGUUGAAGAGUAUAACUUAUUCGCAACGAGCAAUGGCCUGCGGUUUUCGUUAUUCUGA